AUGCCAAUUAUGCCCUUUGUGCAGAACAUCUCACAGGAGCUUGCGAAUCAAUCAUCUCCAAGAUUGCAGCAAAGGAGAGCAAAUGAAGAAGGAUUCUUCUUGGCCAAUCUAGGAAGUUCACUCAUUGAGCUAGGCCGUAACAUCUCAAGAAUGAGCUGGGGAGAGGAAGAUCUGCCUGAGGUUAUUGCUACUCAUGGCUUACUGGUACAGGAAAAUGAAGUGAUAAGAAGGCAAACAACAUAUACGUUUAACUGGCCAUUACCUCAAACACAACCACCUCUCGGAUUAGCCAGCUCAGAGUCUCGAAAUGCAGAGGGUGAUAUAAUGGAGAUAAAGAUAAAGGCAUUGCAUUCAAGAACAUACAACUUCGCUGUAGAGACAACUAUCUCUGUUCAGGCAUUGAAGCUGCUUAUCGAACAAAAUUCCGGGAUCACAUCGGAACGCCAGCGUUUGCUAUUUCGCGGAAGAGCUUUGAACGAUGAUCUACGAUCAUUAUCAGAUUAUCAGGUUGAAGAAGGCCACACUGUGUAUUUGGUUGAAACACCACAAGGAGGAGCAAGUGGCAACAAUAACAAUCCAAUUCCACCGGCGGAGAUGCUUCAGGAGAUAAGGCAACUGCUCACUGAAGAAGUAGUUGACUUUUUUUCUAUCCUCAGAGAGAUGGAUAGUGUAAAUGAUCCAUCUACUCGAAGAUGGCAAGAAGGGAGACUAAUUGUCGAAUCAGGAAGGGUAUCGGAGACUCUAGGAAGCUUCAUACAAGUAUUGGAGAAGGAAACCUACCACUUGCGUCUGACACAAGAAAUGGUGAACAUGUCGAUAUCGCCAGCUCUGAAUCUCAAAAUGAAGUCAAUCAAUCCUCUCCUCGACCUACCACAGAUGUAA
This is a messenger RNA of Microthlaspi erraticum, 882 nucleotides long. NCBI's taxonomy places the organism in Eukaryota, Viridiplantae, Streptophyta, Magnoliopsida, Brassicales, Brassicaceae. The record is from the annotation of a GenBank genome assembly.